CGAGAACAAACCCGGAAACUGCACAGGAGGACAAACAGCCACAGAGAAUUACACGUCGACUGUGAAUCAAAACAUCAUGAAUGUUUCUGAAAUGAUAUUUAACUUACACAUUUUCAGUUUGUAAGAGAUUUCAGCUUCGCGAAGUUGUUUAGCAUUCAUCUGACGUUCUUCUAUCGGCUAGAAAUGGAGACACCCGUUGGUGUGGUUCUGGCUACAGAGAGAUAUGGCAGUGCACAAUUCUGGAAGUACAUAGAGAGGGAUGGAGAGUUGGAGAGGAAGAAGGAUGGGACUGAAGGGGAAUCAGGAGCCAAUUCUGUAGUUGGACUUUUUAAAAGUGUCUUUCUGCCUCAAGGCUACCCAGAGAGUGUCAGUGAUGACUACCUGCAGUACCAGUUUUGGGACACUGUACAGGCGUUCUCCAGCUCUCUGUCAGGAACCCUGGCCACUCAGGCUUCCCUGAAAGGCGUUGGUGUGGGAAACCAAGCAGCCACUGUAGCUGGAGCCACGAUUACCUGGCUAUUAAGAGAUGGAACUGGAAUGCUGGGAAGAAUUCUCUUUGCUUGGAGAAAAGGAAGUAAACUUGACUCAGAGGCCAAAAAGUGGAGACUGUUUGCUGAUGUUCUCAAUGACAUUGCAAUGUUCAUGGAAAUAUUGGCUCCUUAUUUUCCUGCCUUCUUCACUUUAAUAGUGUGCACUGCAGGGAUAUUCAAGUCCAUCGUUGGUGUGGCAGGUGGUGCAACCAGAGCUGCUCUAACUGUUCAUCAGGCUCGCAGGGACAACAUGGCUGACAUCUCUGCUAAAGAUGGGAGUCAGGAGACGUUGGUGAAUUUGGCUGGACUGCUGGUCAGUUUGAUACUCAUCCCUCUCGUCACAGAUAAUCCAGGACUGACUCUCAGCCUCUUCUUCCUCUUCACCAUCCUUCAUCUCUUUUCCAACUACAAAGCUGUGCGCUCGGUUGUCAUGGAAACCUUCAAUGAAGCACGGAUUUCCAUUGUGUUGCAGCAGUACCUGACGGACAAAAGAAUUCUGAGUCCACUUGAGGCCAAUCGGAGGGAACCCGUUUUCUUCCAGUGGAGAAAAACCACUUCAAUCAAGCUCGGAGUGAGGUUACAGGAUGUCGUUCAGAGCCCAGAAGAACUGAAGCUGGCCUUAAAGGGAAACAGUCUGCCGUUCCUGUUAGGAAUCAGAAACGGCUGUGUUUGUGUUUGCUUGGGAGCAGAAGCGUCAGUGCAUGAUGAAAUCAGAGCAGUGUGCCAGGCUGUGUGGGUUAGCGAUAUGUUGAGCUGUCCUGUGUCCAAACAAACUACAAAUAUAAAACCAAAGCAGCAUGGUUUCUGGGAGAUGGUGCAUGAGAGUCACAGGCUGAUGGAUGAAAAGUUCAAUCCAUUUCUGAAAGGUGUUGAAGCAGCAGGAUGGGACACAAAGCGAACUCUGCUGGACUGGGAUGAGUGGAGAGUCGAGUGGAAAACAAAAAGGAGCUGAACUGAUUCAUUGAUUUGUUUAACCACUUGUUACUUUUCACUUAUUUCUUAAACAACAGUAUUUGUAAAUGGUCAGAUUACAUGAUCACAUUGUACUCUCUGUGAUCCAGCCUGAAAAUAAAUGUAUAUUUGUUCA
Molecule: messenger RNA, 1617 nt
Organism: Nothobranchius furzeri (turquoise killifish)
Lineage: Eukaryota; Metazoa; Chordata; Actinopteri; Cyprinodontiformes; Nothobranchiidae
Gene: rusf1
Product: RUS family member 1
Source: RefSeq, a predicted model, not a curated record